This is a messenger RNA of Penicillium cosmopolitanum, 198 nucleotides long. RefSeq lists its product as uncharacterized. The transcript has a single exon. The record is from RefSeq and is a predicted model, not a curated record. Bases 1 to 198 code for a protein of 65 amino acids. NCBI's taxonomy places the organism in Eukaryota, Fungi, Ascomycota, Eurotiomycetes, Eurotiales, Aspergillaceae.
AUGGUCCAGUCAAAGCCUGGGAAUUCCAUUGACUUGGGAACCCCCGAGGUUAGCAGCUGGAGUCAAUUCGUGCAGCAGAUCCACCCUGAAUGUUCUUCAGGCCGGGCAAAGUCCGGUGCGGAGGAUCCAACAGCGGAUCGCCUCGGACUUGAUGCGAAUGCGGAGAACCACAUCCUGGGGCCUCUUAAAGUCAAAUAA